Molecule: messenger RNA, 1390 nt
Organism: Helianthus annuus (common sunflower)
Lineage: Eukaryota; Viridiplantae; Streptophyta; Magnoliopsida; Asterales; Asteraceae
Exons: 6
Coding region: 171-1121 (316 amino acids)
Biological process (GO): Golgi vesicle transport
Cellular component (GO): membrane
Source: RefSeq, a predicted model, not a curated record
CAAGAUAGAUAGAUAUUAACAAAUUCCUUCAACUAAACACAUCAAUUUUGCAUCCACAAUCCUUCAUCCACAUUGUCCCAAUUGAUCAUAAACCACCCCCAAAUAUCAUAAAACUUAUGCAUUCAUGUUCACAUUUUGGGGGUUUUUACUCUUCGAUCAAUUGAACAAACAUGGCAUCAAAUUUCGACCGAUGGGAGAGAGAUCCAUUCUUUCCUGCUGCAGAAGAAGUUCAAGAAUCCGCCGAUCGGAUGGUGUCUACGUAUAGAACGUUGAUUCAUGCGUCUAAGGAACCUUCUGUGUGGAAUUCUGAUGCUCUUCGUAGAGAUUUACGAACCGCCCUUGGUACUACAAAAUGGCAGUUGGAGGAAUUUGAAAGGGCAGUUAUAUCCAGUUAUGACAAGAAUUCUACAGAUGAUACAAAAGACCGACAUCAUGAUUUCAUUAAUGCAAUGGAGAAUCAGAUCUCUAGAGUUGAAAGUUCAUGGAAUGAUUCAUCGGUUUCAGCAGGGAAACCGCCACGACCAUGGGUUCGCCUUGAUGAACGGGAGAGAAAAGAACUUGCACUAUUUCUUUCAGGGUCAAAAUCACCCGGUGAUGACCGACCCGCACAGAAUCGAUUCAAUGAUGAACACAGGGAAAGACGGAAACAAAAGGUGGACGCUAAAGAUAAGUUUUCAGGGCAUAGAAGAACUGCAAGUGCGAGUGCAGACAUCGGUUCAUGGAAGAUAAACGUCGAUAACGACAACCUUCUUCCCGAUGGAAAAAUCGACAAACCCCCGAGAAAGAUUCCAAGCUUUUCGGGUCUUUUAAACACGUUGGAAUCUGCGUCAAAGUUUAAAUGGCCAAACAACGGGUAUAAAAAACUAACCCAAGAGGCUGAUGAUAGAUCGUUAGAGACGGGACCUUUGACUAGAGGUGUUGAUGCAAGUAAUGACGAGAGUAAAAGUCGCCAGGAAUGGUCGGAUUGUUAUGAUAAACGGCUUUAUGGUUGGUAUGGUGCUAUUCAAAGACAAGUCCAAAGGUCGCAGUAUUAUAUACUGUAUAGUCGGCGCACCCGAACAAUGUUUUGGUUUCUCAUUUUCAUUUGCUUGCUUGGUUUAAUGGUAGUUCGUUUGAUUUAAAGUGGGGCUACAUGCUUUUCCCAAAGGCGACUUGGUAAACAUUGUAUGUCGUUUUGAUAUAGCAGCUAUCGGCUUAUUGCUCUCGUCUCCUGCCCCGUUUUGACAUCCUCCAUCAGUUUUGAUGUAGAUUGUAGUCUUGUACAAAUGUUGUUUCUUAAACUUUGCUUUAUGUAAUGUAAAUAGUAGUUUGUUUUAACAUACUUGCAUAUAGUUUUAAUUCUUUGACUAUGGAGAUGGUGUAUGCAAUGUACAAUGUUUUCUGGUCGUAA